CGCGCGGACGGGAGGAGGAGCGGCGCCGAGCCGGAAGGCGGGAGGCGCGUCCGUUGGGCCCGCGGCGCGGCCGGCCAGCCGCCUCGUCGCUCGGGCGGGAGCGGGGCCCGCGCCUCCUCCCGGGCGCCGCGGGGAGGAAGAUGGAGACGCACAUCUCGUGCCUGUUCCCCGAGCUGCUGGCCAUGAUCUUCGGCUACCUGGACGUGCGCGACAAGGGGCGCGCGGCGCAGGUGUGCACGGCCUGGCGGGACGCCGCCUACCACAAGUCGGUGUGGCGGGGGGUGGAGGCCAAGCUGCACCUGCGCCGGGCCAACCCGUCGCUGUUCCCCAGCCUGCAGGCCCGGGGCAUCCGCCGGGUGCAGAUCCUGAGCCUGCGCCGCAGCCUCAGCUACGUGAUCCAGGGCAUGGCCAACAUCGAGAGCCUCAACCUCAGCGGCUGCUACAACCUCACCGACAACGGACUGGGCCACGCGUUCGUGCAGGAGAUCGGCUCGCUGCGCGCCCUCAACCUGAGCCUCUGCAAGCAGAUCACCGACAGCAGCCUGGGCCGCAUAGCCCAGUACCUCAAGGGCCUGGAGGUGCUGGAGCUGGGCGGCUGCAGCAACAUCACCAACACCGGCCUCCUGCUCAUCGCCUGGGGCCUGCAGCGCCUCAAGAGCCUUAAUCUCCGCAGCUGCCGCCACCUCUCGGACGUGGGCAUCGGCCACCUGGCCGGCAUGACGCGCAGCGCGGCCGAGGGCUGCCUGGGCCUGGAGCAGCUCACGCUGCAGGACUGCCAGAAGCUCACGGAUCUGUCUCUGAAGCACAUCUCCCGGGGGCUGACGGGCCUGAGGCUCCUCAACCUCAGCUUCUGCGGAGGCAUCUCGGACGCGGGCCUCCUGCACCUGUCGCACAUGGGCAGCCUGCGCAGCCUUAACCUGCGCUCCUGCGACAACAUCAGUGACACGGGCAUCAUGCAUCUGGCCAUGGGCAGCCUGCGCCUCUCGGGGCUGGAUGUGUCCUUCUGUGACAAGGUGGGGGACCAGAGCCUGGCUUACAUAGCGCAGGGGCUGGACGGCCUCAAGUCCCUUUCCCUCUGCUCCUGCCACAUCAGCGACGACGGCAUCAACCGCAUGGUGCGGCAGAUGCACGGGCUGCGCACACUCAACAUCGGGCAGUGUGUGCGCAUCACGGACAAGGGCCUGGAGCUGAUCGCCGAGCACCUGAGCCAGCUCACCGGCAUCGACCUGUACGGCUGCACCCGCAUCACCAAGCGCGGCCUGGAGCGCAUCACGCAGCUCCCCUGCCUCAAGGUACUCAACCUGGGCCUCUGGCAGAUGACGGACAGUGAGAAGGUCAGGUGAGGGCGGCAGCACCAACUCCCCCGGCCCCGCCCUGUUCGUCCUCCUGCCACCGCCGCGGCCCCCGCGCUCACUCGACACGCACACGUAGACCCAGAGCAUUGCCGCGGACGCGGUGGGGGCCAUGACGCGGAGCCCCAGGCUCGUCCUCCCCUCCCCCCCGUCGUUGCGUCCGGGGUCCCUCCGCCACCCACACCCACACCCUCUCCUUUUCCCCGAGGAUGCGGAGAUGGACUCGCCACCCACCAGCCACUCCUCCCAGCAGGGGUUUGGAGGACGGAUUGAGCUACUGUAUCCCCGCCGCGCUGCAUUUGGAAACGGGGGGGGGGUGGGGGGGUGGGGAGGGACCAGUCCUUUCAGCCCUGGGGAGUUGGGGAAAAUGUCUGCCUUCACUUAAGCUUUCAUUUGAAUACUGUGAUCUGGUUUUUAUUUCGAAACGUAUAAAAGCAAACCCAACUACAACGGCCUUUUCACCCUUCUUCCACUUCGUAACUAAUCGCAGUCUCUCCUCAUCAGUCCUUUGACAGUACUCUGCUACUCACGCUCAUUUCAUUUGUAUUGUCUUUCUUUUUUUAUUUUUUGAAGAAAGUUGACAUCAUGGUCUCUUUUUUUUUUCUGCUGAGUAUAGUCUAUAUAUUAUAUAUA
Molecule: messenger RNA, 1985 nt
Organism: Balaenoptera musculus (blue whale)
Lineage: Eukaryota; Metazoa; Chordata; Mammalia; Artiodactyla; Balaenopteridae
Gene: FBXL14
Product: F-box and leucine rich repeat protein 14
Exons: 1
Coding region: 141-1343 (400 amino acids)
Biological process (GO): SCF-dependent proteasomal ubiquitin-dependent protein catabolic process
Cellular component (GO): SCF ubiquitin ligase complex
Molecular function (GO): protein binding
Source: RefSeq, a predicted model, not a curated record